Messenger RNA from Didymosphaeria variabile, 9441 nucleotides. RefSeq lists its product as uncharacterized. The record is from RefSeq and is a predicted model, not a curated record. The transcript has 8 exons. Lineage: Eukaryota; Fungi; Ascomycota; Dothideomycetes; Pleosporales; Didymosphaeriaceae. Bases 1 to 9441 code for a protein of 3146 amino acids.
AUGGCUGCUACGCGGGAGUUCUUGCUCCAGUUGUACAAUCAUGUCGCUCUACCUCGCGACGUACCCGGCAAGGAAGACAGCAACCUUGGUGCAAUCGAAGCUGCGCUACUCGACCGAAUUCUCCGAGCUGUCGAGGAAAUCGCACCUCUGGUCCCUCAGGAUCACACGCAAAUUGUUGACGCCAUCAAAGGGACUCUCACCAGUUCAAGGGCGGUCAAUGUUGGCGGCACGCUGGACAAGGACAUCCUGGUCCAGGAGAUAGAUCAGCUGAGUGAUCGACGCGCACUCCUUCUCUAUGUGAAAGAACAGAAUGCAGCUGUGCUUGUCUACAAGGACACUGGGUUCAACGACGAAGACCUGGUGUUCGAAGCUUUCGAGACCUCGGCAGACUGUGCAGCCGUCCUCGCCUCAGAAAAUGCCCUACAGUGGGAAUUCCCUGCGUAUGCAGCAUCUCUACCGCCGUCAGUCUAUCGCACCCGGUCCUUCCUGGAGUGCCUUGCCGCCUUCGUCGAGCGAGCCAGCAUCGAAUCGUUGAAGCAAUUCGCAGCAGUCACCUACAAAGCAGGAGCACCUCUGCCAGAAAUACGCGGCACAACGGAUUCAUCACUUAUCACAGACUUCCUUAUGACGGUACUUGAGGGCAACGGCAUGAGACGCGACGUUCCCCUGCUCCAGAAACGCGUCCGCGAUACCGUUUGUUUCAAAGAAGCCCACAUACCAUGGCGGCGAUCUCCAUUCUACCUUGCUCUCCGCGUGGUCAUACAGCGCCACUUGUAUAAGAUCAUAGGUCAAGACAUCGGGCGCUUGUACUACAAGCUCAUCAUGGCUCUUUUUCUGUCUCGCCUGCUAGAAGAAUCCCAUAAAAUGAUCCCCCACGACGCAACUUUCUAUCUGAUGCAGAAGCUGGGGCGAAGGCUCGCUAAGAUUGAGCAGCAUAAGCCGAGCAUUUCGGGGUGCGACGGGAGAUACCAGAGCAAAUUGUUCGACAAUCUGCGAGGUGCCUUCAAGACACGUCUGGAGAACACUAAAGGAUUUCUUGAAAACCAAUGGAACGCAUACCGCGCGAGAACGCGAAGGGUUAUUCAUUAUUUGCCCAGAUAUGCAAUGCAGUCUGACCUUGCCCUGCAGUUACCUUCAAGCGGGCCAAAACUCCGUCUAGUCGCUUUCGGAGGGUCCUGGGCGUCUCCACCACAACUCCUUUCGCCUAGUCAACUUCUCGAGCAAUACGAAGCAUCCCGAGGUAGCACAAAUCCCUUCGCAGCUGUCGCAGAUCGUUAUCUGAAGCUGGCCAAUACAGUGGAGGAGCAUGUUGUACCCGUACUAACCGGACGUGUGACACCAAGUGGAUGGGGGACCCGUUGCUGUGCUCUAGCUCGCACGAUUAAGCUGUACGUUUCCAGCAGCGGGGACCUUCUUGAGGGUUAUCCGGAGAUGAAGAGUAGGCUUCUUCUCGAUGUUAUGGAGCUUUGGGUCGAGCUGGAUCGGUCUGCCGUCAUUGGCUUUCCUCUUUUGAAAUCGUACCAUCCUGGUUUCGACGCUGAACUCUUGGAUACUCUGGAAUUUCUACAUGCAGUCGAUCUGAAGCGUGUAGAAGAUGUUCAGACGUACAUCAAUCGCCGAUGUAACAGCUGGACAGGACACGGGAGCAGGACGAUCUUCGACACUCCUGCUAAAGAUUCCUUUGCCGCAGUGUAUUACGAUGAGCUUGGUGAGUCCUCAGGCAUGAAACAGUUGCGGGAUGAGAUACAAGCCGACGCCGAGCAGUCACGGUCGCUCAAAGAGGCAGAAUGGGAACAGAAAUUGGAGGAGUACAAGCAACUCCUUCAAAAGAUCGAAGAAUCACCGUCAUGCCCUGGCUUCGAGGAGGUCAUCAGGAAAGGUGUGCACAAGUCUGUUCACAAGAGCUUCUGUUAUAAACACCAUUACGGGUUCGAAAUGCGUAAUAUCAAGAUCAAAAUCUUCGAGAAUCCUUUACAAAACCACGAACCUGCCGCGAAGGCUGCUGUCUUCGAAUUACGAUGCCCGAAGCCUUUCGCUGAGUAUCGAGACGCAACCUGGAUCUUACUCACGAGAUUUGCGCAUUCGCAGGUCGAACCGCAUGAAAACGUACCGACACUGCGUAGCUAUAGUGGCCUCUCUCAUCAUGCCAAUUCCGAAAAUUCUCGAGUGACCCUAGGUUCUAGCACUAAAUCACACCUAGACUGUCAUUAUGCAGAAACGGGGUUCCCUGCUGAAUUGCAUCAGAUCUGUCGACCCUGUGGUUUGACUCUCACUUAUUAUGACACCGACAGCCGAUCCUGGACUAAACGGGACGACAAGAUGUCUUUUUCCAGACAUGUUCCACUCAAGCUACCCAGCAGCUCACCAUAUAAUUGUGUCGGUAUCAGCAGAGACCAUUGGCCUUCCUCGAACGAAAUACUUGCUAGUCAAACGAAGUGUCCUUCCGACUUGAACAUUCACGAAUUUAUGGCAUGGCAAGAACUACUUAGUGGGACAAAUCGCCGAUGGCUGUCUUUAUUGCGGGAGUUGGGCGCCACUAAUCUCAAUUUCUCAACUGAGUCAACCUGGGCUAUCAUCUCAAAGCUCGUCCUCCAAGUGGGUCCAUCAUCACUUGGUCAUUCUUUGCGAGAUAUACAUAUGGUCUUCGAGGACGCUACAUUUUGCGAAAAGCUCCUCGAGCAAGUGAGCAAUCGCCUGGACGUAAUACGACGCAACUGGCGGGAGCCGGUCCAGAUGGAUAUGGUCAUAACUCUGCUACUCAAGAUCAUAUCGCUUUCUUCGUCUAGCGGGGUUCGGGCAAAGGCUCUCGAGCUUCUAGAUGGAGUCCGCAUCGCUACUUGGGACUGGUGUCUUACUUUGCAAUCACUACCUCCGAACACCGCACAAGAUUUCACAAUCUUCGCAUUGUGGGCUUCGGUGCUAUGUAAGCGAACUGUGCAGGGCCCAAUGACAUCCACAUUGCACCUGGAUACUGCAGCUUUGCAGAGUUUCAUCGGUGCUUCUAUCAUGCUCCAGGAGAGUUUCGUUGGUCCCUUCGACGACAUGCCUUACACCUUGCGCAAAUUGCUACUGGAAGAUCUUCUUCACGCAUUCAAGGAUCGUACCGCGUUGGCCAAUCUCGUCAUUUCAAAUCCCAAAGCCUUGCUUGCUGCUAUCGAUCAUAUCUGGCCAUUGCCGCUAGGAGCUCUUGACGAUGUUCCUCACAUCCGUCUCGUACCGCAGACAUGGUGGGUGGAAGUCUCUAUUCGAUCGCGUCACCAACAAGCUAUGCACCUAGUCCAUUAUCACUUGUUCCGUGGGGAUUUCCUCAUUGACGGCAAGCAAUCUGGCAUUCUUCCAGCGGUGUAUCACAUGCCGGUGAUCCAAGAGCUCUUCGGGACAUAUGCGCUACGGGUUCUACCCUCAUGUAUGUCCGGAAUGUCUCACUUCGUUGCGCAUACGAUGCCGUUCAAUCACGAGAUUCAUCUGGGUUUCCGUCAAGGUCAGCUGGUCGUUCGCGCCGUGCAAGGACAUGCGACGCUGGAGCUCAUCGAUGGUUCUAUCUUCAAAAGCAUUGUUGGAGAUAGCACUCAGCACGACCUACCUUUGCCUUUGAUAACUGAUUGUUUCCACUGGCUCGACAUUGAUACCAAGGUCAUGGAAAUUCGGCAAGGGGACAAAUGGAAGUCGAAGAACAGCAAUUGGAAGCUCAACAUCAUAACCUUCCGGGCAACUAGGAAGGCCUCAAGCCUUGUGGAUCCCUUCAGUGCGGUAGCCCGGAAGGUUGCCCAGAAUUUUCAGUACUUUGAGACUGCUGAGCAUCUUCUAGUGACUCAACCGGAGAAAGGACGGCUUUCCGUCGAGUUGAGACGCCUGGAACUGAACUUCUUUGUCAAUCAGUCCAAUUUAUUACAAUGUCGCGAGCUGAGUGCAGAGGUCGUCUACACCGAUCUGCAAGAUAUGGGCACGUGGUACGGAUGUCUUAGCAAGAUUGUGCUUCGCUCAACGAAGAACGAACGCCAGCGCCUGGUACUCGUCCCAGAAGGUCGACUUCUUUACCGUAGACUUGCAGGACAUGUCGUCGUUACUGUUGAUUCUGAAGGCUCAUAUUUGAGGUUCGACGUCGACGAUGUACUCGGACGGAUACAGUGUCCAGCUGAGCAUCGGUUACUGUACACGAAAGCGAUGUGGCACGCCUAUACAUCUUAUGUCUUGCCGGAUCCUUUGACCGGUCGCACUGGAUUGGAGGAGGCUUUGUAUCUGUUACGGACUGGCCUAUACAAACCAUGGGCACCAAUACGUGACGGCAUGGUACCUCGUAUACUCUCGACCAUCGCGACUCUGUCCCCAGAGCGAGCGUAUUAUCCGGAAGAUUUAAAAUGUAUGGAGGUUGUGACUUGGAAUCAAUACCUUACUACAACCAUCCAGGACGACCGGUAUCGCGCGCUUGUGGAAGAUAUAUACGAACGAGCUUCUCAGCUGCAACUAUUUGAGAUUGAUCCAGCUAAGAAGAUCUUUCACGAAGCAACUCUGACUGAUCCGCACUUAGUAUCUCGCUCGGUCUCGAUAUUUAAUAGCAACGUAUCAACGUCUGACAUGGUUUACACGUCACAGGACUUCUCCAUCCGAAGCGAUGUGCGGAAUAAUAUAGCGCUCAUCACACGGUUUUUGUCUGGAUGGUCCAUUACAGCUGCGAGUACAGACCAGUUGGCACAAAUCCUGCAGAAAUAUCCGGCCAUUGGGGGUCUGAGCGAGCCCUAUGAUCACAGUUCACUUUUUGAUCUGAUCUCCGUGAACUUGGUAGAGCACUGGGGCGCUCUUGCGCAAACAGCUAUGCAGGCUAGUUGCGAUGAUCGGUACCGCUUGAUGUUCCUCUUCGUACCAAUGGCAUUGUCUCAACACGCACCCAUCGAACUCCUUCAGGUCUUGGUAACCUAUGCUAUUCUCCCUGAGCUCAGGAACAUCGUUAUUCCCGGCUGGCCUUCAUAUGUUCGUUUCAAGCCUGACGAAGCCCCUGCUGCAGAAGAUCUUGCCGAGUCGAUGAAAAAGGCGCAUCAACCUCACGAAGAAGUUCCCAGGAAACAAGGCGAGCUACCUGGCCUGAUGGCCUUGGCGCGCAUUCAUCAUGAAAAGGCUUGUCAACACAACUGCUUGCAGCUCGCAAAGUCUAUCCUCCUUCAAUGGCCACAAGUUGACAUCGACCUGAGCAAGCUGCCCACCAUCGAACCCAAGUUUCUCGAUAUGGAUGCGGCUCUGAGACUUGCAUUCAACGAUUGGAUGCGGUUGGCGCAAAACUUUCAAUUUUCAAAAUAUCUCGAACAAGUUCAACUUAUACUGGACGAACAUGCUGCUUCAGUUGACCCGCUUACAAACGACAGGAUUCUUGAAGAUGCGUUUAAUCUCGCUGAGCCCAAACGAUAUCUUUCUCACCGGACUAGAGCCGCCCCAACACUUCAGGAGUUGUUACUGAAUGAAGACUUGGUCGGAGUCAUCUCGAAACAGCUAGUCUUAGGUGCACAAGCGAACACCAAUAUGAGGGCUAUGGGGCUAUUACAGCAGCUUCCAAAUGGUCAUUUGACAAUGCUGCAUGAGAAGCGGAAACGUGGAGAAGGGGAAGCACCUUACAAGCUCCCUAGCCAAUUUCCUCAUCGACGGCUGUGGACAAUAGUCGAAGGUCUUCAACGAGAAAAGUCUGGCAGGCCCGCUUCAUCCGUCCAGCGUGCGUAUGGGCGCGAACUUAUGGAUAGUAUUGAAGCGCUCGGGAAGCGUAACUCGGUGUCUGUCCUUCCUUUGCCUCCGUUCAACAGUGUCCUCUUGAAACAGCAGAUCCAAGAGAAGAAGCGGGCCUGUGAUGAAGCUCUCCGCGCUAUCAGUCAAGCACUUGAGGCAAACGACAAGCGUGCACUAUGGUUGAAACUAUCCGGUCAAUGGCCGAAGCUGAACAAGAUUGCACUUCUCUCAGAACUUCGAUCGACAUCCGGAUCUGCGUUUGGCCUCGGCAUCAAAGAAGCCAUCGUCGACUUAGGCCUCCUAGUAACAUCUUGGCAGCGUUUGCUUAGGAUUGAGGAUGCGUCUCUCAGACAUAAGGGGCAACAGUUGCAAGAAGAGCGCUCCAACGAGGGGCAUGCCAACUGGGACCCUCUUUUGCGAACAGAUUGGCUAUUAUUGGAGAUUGACGGCAAUAUCAUGCUCCGUGCGGAGCAGAUUGAAGUGGCCAACGCUACGAUAGCACCUGUAAGCGGUUCCAACUCGGUUGUUCAGCUCUUAAUGGGCAAAGGCAAGACUUCUUGUAUCCUGCCUAUGGUUGCGGCAAUCCUGGCCGACAGUGAUCAACUAUUGCGUGUCGUGGUACCACGAGCACUACUCCUGCAAUCUGCACAGGUCAUGCACAUCAAGCUUGGAGCCUUAUUAGACCGCGAGAUCAUGCACAUUCCGUUUUCGCGAAGGACAAAAGCGAAUAAUCAUCUGCUAGAGACGCUCGCUCAAUUACACUCGGACCUCAAAAAAUCCAGCGGUGUCAUGCUCUCUUUACCUGAGAACACCCUAUCUUUCAAGCUUAGUGGACUUCAGCGAUUGUGCGACGAGAAUCUUGAGCAGGCCAACAUCAUGAUCAAAAUGCAGCAGUGGCUUGACCACAAUGCUCGAGACGUACUCGAUGAAUGCGAUGUCUCGUUGGCGAUACGGACUCAGCUGAUCUACCCAUCUGGAUCUCAAAUGGCAGUAGAUGGUCAUCCUCUGAGAUGGCAAACUGUCCAAGCGGUACUGCGGCUUGUGCUGUUGUUCGUCCCGACGCUAGUGCACCGCUUCCCGCACAGCAUCGAAGUCGUGAACAGGCUAAUUGGAGGCUUCCCAUUGAUCUAUCUCCUGCGACGUGACGUUGAGGACUACCUUAUCUGCCUACUCGUCGAUGCCAUCUGCAAGGGCCAAAUCGCCGCGUUACCUUGUGCAGAAAUCCCAGCGUCCGCCCAGGAAGACAUACGAACUUUUAUCUCCAGCUCAACGGUCUCCUCGUAUGUGGUAACCCAGGUCAACAACUUGUUUAAAGAGAAGCAGCAUCUAAUGAAGAUGCUUUGCCUUCUACGGUUGAACCUGCCACAAUUCAAGCAGGCAUUCGAGCAAUUGCUGAAACUAGACGAGCCAAGCGUUGAAUACGAGAAAUGGGCGACGCGUAACCUACCAGAAUGUCUGCGUGAUUACACCGCUAUCAAUGUUGAAGAUAGCCUGCAAUUACGUGAGCUCUAUCAAUAUGUCUGCUUCAAUAUCUACUUGCUAGACUUCUACCUCAAUAAUUUUGUGUUUCCAAGGCAUGCUAAACAGUUUGACACUAAGCUCCAGGCUUCAGGAUGGGAUCUGGUGCUCUUUGACCCGACUUCCACCUCGAAUUGCAGGACUACUGGCUUCUCUGGCACGAACGACUCACGACAUCAGCUUCCAAUGAUGAUUACACAGAAUGAUCUACCUAAUCUUGCCCACACGAACGCCGAGGUUCUCUCGUAUCUGCUGGAGGAUCGAAAUCGGGAAUAUGUCCGGAUGCUGGACAAGUCAGGUAGACGGUGGAGUGAAGAGAAUCUGCUGUCCGAGCUGUCGAAGCCAAACAGACCCGGUGCAAAGCAACAGAUCAGGAUCCUAAUAGAUGCGGGUGCCCAGAUUCUGGAGCAUGACAACCUCGGUUUGGCUAAGGCAUGGCUCAAGAUUGAUGGGGAGGCUACUGCAGCAGUCUAUUUCGAUGAUGAACAUCGCCCAUGGGUCCUCUACCGCACAGGAAAGCGCGUUCCAUUACUUGCGACCCCAUUUGCAGAGAGCUUGGAAGAUUGCGUGGUAUACCUGGAUGAGAGUCAUUGUCGUGGAACGGAUCUCAAACUUCCACCCAGUGCGAGAGCCGCAUUGACACUGGGACCUCAUGUCACGAAAGAUGCUAUCGCGCAGGCCGCCAUGCGCCUGCGCCUGCUUGGUCAAACUCAAGCUGUGACAUUCUUUUCGCCGCCAGAAGUUCACCAAAGUAUCAUCGAUCUCAAGAACAAACGCGAGUGUGACUAUAUAGGCUCUUAUGAUGUCGUGUCAUGGCUUCUGAAGCAAUCGUGUCAAGGCAUUGAGCAACUGGAGCCGCUGUAUUACAACCAGGGCAUCACGCACAUUCAGCACGAACAAGCUAAGAUCAAAAACUUGGGGUUUCUUAGCAACAUACAUCAGCGGUCGGAGUACUUAUCCAUCAUAAGUACCAAAGAGUCUCAGACUUUGAAGCAGAUGUAUGAACCGAAACCGUUGAAACGAAAUGGCGCUCGAAUACAGUCACAUAGGGGAUCACUUGGUACUUUUACUAUCGAACUCGAACGAAGGAAGAAGGACUUCCAAGACAGCGGAAUUGCGACCCACUCUUCAGCGCUCGAGGAGGUUGAGCAGGAGCGCGAAGUUGAGCAUGAAGUCGAGAACGUGCGAGAGCCCGAGAAGCCGUUCCACUUCACGGCGUUGAAGAUUCCUCGGCUACAUGAAGAUAUUCAAGAGUUUGCCAGGUCUGGGAAAAUCAUCACGAGCAGUGAGGCAUACCAGCCGAUGUUGUCAGCCUUGCAGCACACUGCUUCUGGAAGGAAAUACGGGGCUUUUACCCAUGGCAGAUCCUCAGGACUGUUUGUCUCGAAGCAAUACAGCCGAACUGUCAAAAUGGUAGAGCCAAACGAUAACUUCAUACGGCCUUGCCAGUGGAUCUUUUGGAGCCAUGCCACGAACAAGGCGUUGAUCAUUAGUCCCGAGGAGGCUGAUGCGCUUCUCCCAUCUCUCCGUCAACGCUGUCACUCUGGAGGUCCAAGUCGGGCCCACCUCGUCGUCUACUCAGCUCCGGUGACUCGUCGCAUGCUUCACUUCAACAAUCUCAAUUACCAUGUUACUCCGCCGCUACCGCCGAAUGCGAAGGUCCCACAGUGGUUAAAAAUCGAGCUUGGCAUAUUCGCGGGGCGACUGUACUUCGAAUGGCCUGAGUACAAAGACCUCAUUUCGUACCUCGGUGUGAAGACGGACAUAGGGGAGGAUGACUGUUUGGGCGAAUUCUCACAAAAUACAUUUGUGCAGAAGCCGCUGACGUUCCUUCACGACUGGCUUGCUGCGCUUCGCAAGGGCCAAGAUUUCGAGCACACCCCGAUGGGCUUCAUCACCACUGGCAAGCCUCUAUCGGCUGAUCACCCGUUCUUCUUGACUAGCGCCGCGGAAGAGCUGAACCGGGAAGCAAAUGCUAGAGUACCUCUGGGCGGUGAGAUGCAGCAACAAGAUGGGGACGAAGAAGAGGACGAGGAUGACGAGGACGUCGAAGAUGAGUUCCACGACGGUGAGGAUCAUGACUAUGGUGACGAGGGAGACAACCAGGCUCGUUUUGAAGAGGGUGACAGCGCCUUUUUUGAUGCUGCAGAGCAAUUCGAGGUUGACGAAGAAGAGAGUGACGGAACAGACAGUGGCGUGUACCCGGAGGAGUAG